Messenger RNA from Clupea harengus (Atlantic herring), 1429 nucleotides. Its product is annotated as coagulation factor XI-like. NCBI's taxonomy places the organism in Eukaryota, Metazoa, Chordata, Actinopteri, Clupeiformes, Clupeidae. The record is from RefSeq and is a predicted model, not a curated record. Bases 88 to 1272 code for a protein of 394 amino acids. The transcript has 10 exons. Gene Ontology annotation, cellular component: extracellular region. Gene Ontology annotation, biological process: proteolysis. Gene Ontology annotation, molecular function: protein binding.
GAUUCAUUGUGACUAUAAAGGGCAACUCUAGCCCAGGGAGAAGUCACAGUGAUAUGCUUAGUCCGAGCAGUUUCUUUCUGAGCAACGAUGAGAGUGUGUAUACUGCAUUUGUGGCUGAUCUCGCUCCUAAGAAGCUCCUUCAGUGAAGAAUGUAGCCAGGAGCUAAGGCUGAAUGUGGACUUCCCUGGCAGUGAUGUGCUGCAGAUCUACUCCCCUGAUGUGCUCCACUGCCAGGGGGCUUGCAGCCAACAUCACUCAUGCCAGUUCUUCACCUUUGUCAGGCCUGACUGGACCAGAGACGACAGGCACUUCUACUGUUACCUGAAGCACACAGAAUCUGGGGCCCCGUCUCAAGAGACUGAGCUGGAUGGGGUGACCUCAGGCUAUUCUCUUAAAAACUGCAAAGAGAAGACUGAUACGUGUUUGACAUCUGUCUAUCAGGAUGUGGACUUCUAUGGAGCCGACUACCGCACACUGUUCACUGCAGACUAUAAGGAGUGCCAGAGAGCCUGUACAUCAGAUCCAGGCUGUCAGUUCUUCUCCUGGCUGAAUGAUGACUUCGCCAGACCCCAGUACAAAUUCAAAUGCCACCUGAAGUUCAGCUGGUCAGUUCCAAAACCCCCAGCACUGAAGAUCCUGAGUGGGGUUGUGUCAGGCUUCUCCCAAAAACUCUUCCAGAUCACCACUAAACAGUGUGAGUCGGAGAUCUUCACAAAUACAGAUUUCCCCGGUCAUGACUUUGAGCAGAUUCCUGCUGUGUCUGCUGAGCACUGCCAGUUCCUCUGCUCUGUCCAUCCAAGAUGCACCUACUUCUCUUAUACCACCAGCCGAUAUAUCAUCGGGGAUCAAAAGCAAAAGAUGCUUUGCUUCCUGAAGCAUUCAGAAGACGAGAAGCCUAUGCAGAGAAAAGAAGAGGUGCAUUCUGGGAUGCCAUCACGCUUCUGUGAACCCUCUAGGGACUGGGUGUCAGUUCGUUAUGAGAACACAGAUUUCCCUGGCUUUGACAUCCGCUACGUGAAGCUGGAUGAUCCAGACUCCUGUGAGACUCUAUGCACAGCUGACCCACACUGCCAGUUCUAUACCUAUCUCGAUACAUCUUUCCCUGUGCCUUCGUCCAGGGGGCAGUGUUACAUGAAGCAGGUCAUCACUAUGCCUGUGCCACGUAAAGUGGCGUCCCUGAAAGGGGUGGUGUCUGGCUUUACUCUGAGGGGCUGCAGUGAUCCUAAACCAGACGAGCCUACAAAAGGUAUGACGCCUGAAAGCCCGGUGUAGUCCAUCUCCUGGUGGCUCCUAGAGGCCCUCACCAGUUCCUGGACCUGUACAGACUACUGCUUGAGAUUACUGCUGAGGGAACAUGUGGAUAGUUGUGGUCUGCUUAUAAAGGCUGGUAGUUGAGGUGUUAAAUAAAUAAAUAAAUAAAUAGCCUCCA